Molecule: messenger RNA, 4827 nt
Organism: Closterium sp. NIES-65
Lineage: Eukaryota; Viridiplantae; Streptophyta; Zygnematophyceae; Desmidiales; Closteriaceae
Source: the annotation of a GenBank genome assembly
AUGGGAUCACAACCUUCAAAGGGACAUCAGGUGCAGCAGCAGCAGUUGGGGCUGAGGGAGCAGCUGAGGGCAGGUUCGGGCAUGGUGGUGCUGGUGGUGGCAGGCACAGCAGCAGGCAGCGCGGACCCCUUCAUUCAGCGCCUGGCGUGCAGCAUUGCUGCCAGAGGCCACGUGCCCGUAGUUCUCAACCUCAGAGGAUGUGGUAACAGCCCCGUUACCUCCCCACGCUUCUUCUCACCAGCUGACAGCGCGGACGUGGCACUGACAGCCAAUUUCCUCACAGCUUCCUACUCGGAUUCCCUCCUAGUGGCCGUGGGAGUCGGCUUGGGGGGGCAUGUGUUACUGAGGCACCUGGGGGAAGCAGGGAGGGGGGAGAAGGGGGAAGAACGGGGCCCGGGGGAAGCAGGGAGGGGGGAGAAACGGGGGCCGAAGAGGAGGAGGGGGAAGAGAAGGAGCGGAAAGGCAAGUGGGGAGCUGGUGGAUGGCUGGGGAGGGGCUGGGCCCGGGGGAGAGACUGGUGGUGGGGCUCAGGGGAGUUUUGGUGGUGGGUUGCUGAAGCAAGGUGGUGGGGUGUUGAAACAGGGCCGGAGAGGAGCCAUGGGGCAUAGGGGUAUCGAAGCGGCUAUUGUGGUUGACUCGCCCACCUGCUUGCACCACCACCACCGGGGCUGCUCCUCUUUUGAGUCGACUCAAAACCACCACCGGGGCUGCUCCUCUUUUGAGUCGACUCAAAACCACCACCGGGGCUGCUCCUCCAAUCAUCUCUGCCCUGACGAGGAGGAAGACGUUUCCAGGAAGAUGCUCUUAAGUAUUGGAAGACUCAACAUGUCUGCGUUUUAUGCCGCAUGCUGUGCGCGUGGUGUGCUAGAAGGUGCAUCAGUGCCCGCUCUGUGCGUGCAAAGAGGGAGUGUAAUUGCAGGGAGCAGCACUGCGUGCGCCACUGCUGUUCCCUCCUCGUCCUCUUCCUCCUCUGAGCCUUCUGUCUGGCGGCCCUUCCUCACCAACUGCAACCUCUCUCUCUGUGUACUCUCCAACACAAGAACUGUUUCGAACACUGCUGCUGCCGCCGCUGCUGCUACUGCUGAUGGUGAUUCUCCUAAUGGUCCCGUUGCUGCUGCUGCUGAAGGGAUCGGUUCGUCUGUUCCUCUCUCUUCCGCUCAUGCCUGGGCUCCUGAUUUCACCAACCGUGUUCUGCAAAUCGUGGAUGAGUGGUUACCAGCUGUCGAGAGUGCUCUGCUGCAGCAACGAUUGAAGGAGAUCAAGCAAGCGCGGGACAAGGUUAAACAGGGCAAGAGGAGGGCAUCAGCAGCAGAAAGCCGAGACUGGAGGCAUCACAGUGACAAGCAGCACACAGGGGAAGCGAGAGAGGGUUGGGGAGUGAGGAGUGCUGGAGAAGGAAAGGGGAACACAGGAGCAGGGAGUGCAGGGGAUGGAGAGGAAGAGAGGAGUGGGCAUGCAUUGGAGGCGCCUCCUGACGGCAAUGCUUUAAACUCUCCUUCUCCACCCACAUCACCAUUUUCACCUGACGAUACACCUGCUCAACCUGCCCCUCAACUUGCCCAACCUGCCCCUCCGCCUGUCCAAACUGCCCUUCAGCGUGCCCCUGAACCUACCCAACUUACUGCUGGGUCUGCUCAACCCUCCCCUCCGCUUGUUCAAGCUGCUUCUCCCUCCAUCCAACUUGCCCCUCCGCCUGCCCCUCGAUCCGCGCAGCCUGCUUCUCUGCCUGCCCAACCUGCUGCUCCGUCUGUCCAACCGGCCAGUGCAUCGAGCCAACCUGUCUCAACACCUGCGACUGGUGCUGGCAGUUCUGCUUCAGCAGCCUCGUUAGGUGCUCCUUCAGGUGCUGCUGGGCUUGCUCAACCUUCCCCUCUGCCUGCCCAACCUGCUGCUCCUUCUGUCCAACCGACCAACACAUCGAGCCAACCUGUCGCAACAGGUGCUGCUUCAGUUGCCUCCUUAGGCGCUCCUUCAGGUCCUUCCUCGGGUGCUCCUUCAGGUCCUUCCUCAGAUGCUUCUUCAGGUGCUUCUUCAGGUGUUUCUUCAGGUACUGAGCUCCCAGCAGCCACAACGAGGGGGCAGAGCAUAGCAGAUGCGGUGCAGCAGCUCCUAUCCGCCAUAACGAGGGGGCAGAGCAUAGCAGAUGCGGUGCAGCAGGUGUUGCCACCAGAGCAGCAGACAGCAGUGGCCACCACUCUCAGGCACUGCCUAGAGGCCGCUCAAAGCUCAGCUGCACUGGAAAGCACUCUCAAGCAGGCGGCUUCUCUGCUUCCCCAGGCACCCGCCAACACACCCCCUGCCGCCUCACAUCCCCCUGCCGCCUCCCCUCCCCCUGCCCCCUCACCUCCCCCUGCCACCUCGCCCCCCUCUGCCACCUCGCCCCCCUCUGCCACCUCGCCCCCCCCUGCCACCUCGCCCCCCUCUGCCACCUCGCCCCCCCCUGCCACCUCACCUCCCGUUGCCACCUCACUUCCUCCUGCCAACUCCCCUUCCCCAUCUCCUGUUCCACCCUCUCCUCCAUCUAUCCCUCCCCCAUCGUCCAUUCCCCCACCUCCCAGCUCUGCAUCCGCUAUCAGCAGUCUCCCUGCUCCUCCUCUCACCUCCCCUAAUACCCCUUCCCCCAACCCCCCUCCCCCCACUCCCCCUCCCCCUACUUCUCCUUCCCCCAGCACUCCCGCCUCCACCUCCGCUUCCCCUCAUCCCCCUUCAGGGGCUUCAACCUCUUCCUCCCCUACUCUCCCCAACUCCCCUUCUGCUACCCCUCCGCCCUCCAGCCUCCCCCCAACCUCCCCUUCUCCCACUUCUGAUGCGCCCUCCCCCCCAACCCCUUCCCCAGAUCCCUCCCCCGCCUCCCCUCCUUCAGAAUCUCCACUUUCCCCCAACCCCCCUCCUUCUCCCCCCCCACCUGCAUCCUCCGCUCCUCUAUCUCUCAGUGGGCUGAAUUUGUCUGUAGCGGUGCAGGCGUUAUCUGGGGUAGAUGAUAACUCGCAGGUGGCGGUGGCGAGUGUGUUCGAUGCUGUGGGUGGGAUUUUAGCAGAGCUAAAGCAAGAAAAAGAGAAACGGGAGGAGGAGGAGGAAGAGAGGAAGGAGGAGGAGGAAAAGAGAGAGGAGGAGGAGGAGAAGAGGGAAGAAAAGGAGAAAGAAGGUAAGGAGACAGGGGAAGAGAAGGGUAAACUACGGGAUGAGGAGAGGGAGGUACGGCACGAGGCAAAGAAGGGGGAAAAGGAGGAGGGAAACGAGGAAUAUGGGCGGUGGGCCUUCUCAACAGGCUCUCCCAUGGGUAAGAUGGUGGGCUCUGCUACAGCCAUGGCUGCUACAGCUCUGGCCAUGAAUGCUACAGGUGGGACUCAUGGAACGGCUGCAGGGGCCGGAUCUGCAACGCCUUGGGUGGAGCAUGGUGGGAAGGUAGUGGCAGGAGGGGAGGGGGAGGUAGGGGACGCAAGAGGGGCUGAAGCAAUUGCAAGAGAAGGGGCAGCAAAAGCAGCAGCAGCAGCUGGAACAGCAUGUGGUCCAGCAGCGGAACUAAAGCAGGGAGCAGAGGAAGGAGGAAGAGGAAGCGCAGAGGGAGGAGGAGAGGGACGUGGGGAGGGGGGAGCAGCAGAGGGUGCAGGAGAGGGGAUCCUGGAAAUAGCAGAGAGGGCGAUAGAAGUGGCGUCCCCUGUGAUUCCCAGGAAGCAGGACGGACAGAUUGACCUGAAGAGGUUAUCCGAGAUGAUACAGCAGUGGGGAUCACAGGGGCGCAUGCUGAGAGUCGUGGGGAAGGCGGCUCUCUUUGCUGAGGGGCUGUACGGCGCUGUGGGGCUGUGUGAGCAGCUCAUUGCACUCACUGACAUCCACAAGCGAUCUCUCACUACAAGAGACAAGCUUUUCAUCCUCCUCCCUAACCCGUUCUCUUAUAGUGGCAUGGUUGGGACAGGGUCUACUGCUGGGCUCAUCCCUGCUGCUACUGCUGCACGCAAUACGACUCCAUCCGCGCCUCACCUCUCUCAAUGCUGCACCUUUCCCUCUCCCCCUUGUUCACCUCUCCACCCCCAUCACCACCAGGUGGCAUGGUUGGGACAGGGUCUACUGCUCGGCUCAUCCCUGCUGCUACUGCUACAUGCCAUACAGCUACAUCUACGCCUCACCUCCCUCAACCUCCCAUUUGACACUCUUCCAACCUUCCACCUUCCAUCUCUUCACCUCCCAACCUUCCACUUCCCAUCCUUCCACCACCUUCCCACCUUCCAUCUCCCAACUCUCGCCCUCAUCUCCUCGCACCUUUCCUCUUCCUUCCACUCGCUACUGCUUCUCCUGCACCAAUCCACCUCCUCCCUUCCGCAUUGGCUGCCCCUUCAUUUCCCUCCUCCCUCAACCCUCUCAGCUACCCAACCCCUACAAACCCCAAUCCUCGCUGCUUCUGCUGCUGCUGCUGCUGCGACUGCUGCGGCUGCCACCCAAACUGUCACGCCCGCCCUCCUAGUCUCGCUCCUCCCCUCUCUCCUCCCAUCUCUCCUCUCUGCCCUCCUCUCUCUCCUCGUAUCCACCACUCGCAUCCUUCGCCUUGUACUGGAGUCGCUACUAAUGAGUACGGCUGUAGCAGUGGUGGAGGAGUUGGUAUUCCGAGGCUGGCUGUUUGAAGAGGUUCGGCAGGACCGAGGCUUGGCGUUUGCUUCGGGAUUCACUGCGCUGCUGUUUGCUCUCGUGCAUUGGUCAAUCCCGGCCAUGCCAGGCCUCUUUCUCCUCUCCCUCAUCCUCUCCUUCCUCCGCCAUCGCUGCACCACCAGGGCUUUUGCUGGUGAUGGCUGUGGUGCUGUGCCCUUGGGGGGAACUAGUGCAGGAAAAUAA